This is a messenger RNA of Telopea speciosissima, 2186 nucleotides long. RefSeq names its product MDIS1-interacting receptor like kinase 2-like. Gene Ontology annotation, biological process: protein phosphorylation. Gene Ontology annotation, molecular function: protein kinase activity; protein binding; ATP binding. The record is from RefSeq and is a predicted model, not a curated record. The transcript is spliced from 2 exons. Lineage: Eukaryota; Viridiplantae; Streptophyta; Magnoliopsida; Proteales; Proteaceae. Bases 151 to 2073 code for a protein of 640 amino acids.
AAACUCCGUGGUCCAAUCCCUCAUUCUCUUGCUAAUUUAAGUAGACUUGAGGUGCUCGCUUUGUUUGACAAUCAAAUAUCUGGAAGCUUACCACAACAAAUAUGCCAAGGACGAUCACUUCAAAUUUUUGCAGCUAGCAACAAUAAUCUCAUGGGUCCUCUUCCAGACUUUAGAAAUUGCACAAGUUUAGCAAGAGUUCGACUUGACAACAACUUCUUUGUUGGAAAUAUAAGUGACAGUUUUGGUGUCCAUCCACAUCUUUCUUUCAUUGAUAUGAGUUUUAAUAGACUCUACGGUGAGCUCUCACCAAAUUGGGGAGAAUGUAAGAAUUUGUCAGUGCUAAAGAUUUCUGGAAAUAUUAUUAGUGGGAAGAUACCACAUGAAAUUGGCCAUUUAACUCGACUUGGACAACUUGAUCUUUCUUCCAACAAACUUGCUGGAGAAAUACCAAAGGAACUUGGUAACUUAUCCACUUUGCUUUGCUUGAAUUUAGGUGGCAACCAAAUUAUAGGGCACAUACCACUUGAAAUCGGCAAAUUAAUCAAUUUGGAAACUCUAGACCUCUCAGCAAACAGGCUAAUUGGAUCAAUUCCGGCUCAACUUUGUCAAUGCUCCCAACUUUUGUCAUUAAAUUUGAGCCAGAAUUCAUUGAAUGGAAGCAUUCCAUCUCAAAUUGGUGAUUUGGUGUCCCUACAAGCUGAAUUGGACCUUAGUCAUAACUCAAUUAGUGGACUAAUACCACCACAACUUGGAAAGUUGAUAAUGUUGGUAAUUUUGAAUCUAUCCCACAAUAUGGUCACAGGCUCGAUACCCCUUUCUCUCAUAGAGAUGGUUAGCUUAAUAUCUCUUGAUUUUUCCUAUAAUGAGUUGGAUGGUGUUGUUCCUAACAAUAGGGUUUUCAAAAGUGCUGCUUCACCACAAGCAUUUAGAAACAAUAAAGGGUUAUGUGGUGAACUUCAAGGUUUAAUCCCUUGCCAUCGUUCUCAUACAAGCAAGGGAUCGGAAAAAAAUGGACACAAAGUCAUCAUAUCCAUCGUUGCUUCUUUGAUAGGAAUUGUGUUCCUUGCAUUUGCAAUUGUUGGUGUCCUUUUCCUCAUGCAACAAAAAGAGAAAAAAGCAAAUAUAGAAGCAACAAGAAGAAACCAUGGCAAUAUUGUUUCAAUAUGGAAUUUCGAUGGAAAGAUUGCUUAUGAGGAUAUUAUAAAAGCAACAGAGGAUUUUGAUGCCAAAUAUUGCAUUGGAAAUGGAAAUUCUGGGAGUGUUUACAAAGCAGUGCUACCUACAGGCCAUGUAGUAGCCUUGAAGAAGUUCCAUCCAUUAGAAGGCACGACAAUAGUGGAUGAGGAAAGCUUUGGGAAUGAGACACGCGUGUUAACAGAAAUAAGGCAUCGAAACAUUGUCAAACUUUAUGGAUUCUGCUCUCAUCCACGGUGCACAUUUCUUGUUUACGAGUACAUGGAAAAAGGAAGCUUAGCACGUAUAUUGAGCAAUCAAGCAGAGGCUGUGGAGUUUGAUUGGGUGAAAAGAGUAAAUGCCAUUAAAAGUGUGGCCAAUGCUUUGUCUUACUUGCAUCAUGAUUGUAUUCCACCAAUAAUUCAUCGGGAUAUUUCAAGUAAAAAUAUAUUGCUGGACUUGGAACUUGAGGCUCAUGUAUCUGAUUUUGGCAUUGCAAGACUAUUAAAGCCAGACUCAUCUAAUUGGACGUCGCUUAAAGGAACUCAUGGAUAUAUUGCUCCAGAGCUUGCUUACACUACGGUUUUAACUGAGAAGUGUGAUGUAUAUAGUUUUGGAGUAGUGGCAUUAGAAACAAUCUUGGGAAGGCAUCCAAAGGAGCUCAUUUUAUCUUUAACAUCACCAGUUGGUCAAAAGAUGCUAUUAAGGGACGUGUUAGAUCCAAGACUCACCUUUCCAUCACAUCAAAAUGUUGCAAAGGAGGUGAUGGUUUCUGUUGUAAGAAUAGCACUUGCAUGUUUACACAAUCACCCACAAUCCCGUCCCACUAUGCAUCAAGUAUCAAAAGAGUUACUUGUUCUUCGAACAUCAUUUGUGGAGCAUUUUCAUAAAUUACUCUAGGUGACCUAAAUGAUAUUGAAGUACAAUAAUUGUGAUUGACGAUUCAUUUGACCAACAAGGGAUUGAGGCGAUUCGUUUGAGACUGCACUCAAAAUUAAGCAAUAGUUAUCAAG